AAAGGACAAUGAGAAAUGCUACUGUCUUGCUGCUGUUGCUGGUGGUGUGCUGAUUGCUAGCUCUCUUUAAUUUACUUCAAUUUCUACAUUUACCCCUGUUUUCUUCCUCUUUCACCCUUCAUACUUACUAAUCCACCUUUAGCCUGCCUCCACUUUGCUCUACCCACCUAUUAAUCCACUCUUAGCUCACUUUUACAGACUUCUUCCACAGGUUUGCUGGAUUAGCUGUUUGCUGCUGCUGUUUGGUUUGUGUUAGUUUCUAAUUUCAACCGAAACAAGGUGAGUGCUUUUUUGUCAUGGCUACUGCUGGGUUUUUCUCUUGUUCAGAGUGUGGCAUGUUUAGUUUAGACCCCUUCUCCACCGAUAGUCAUAAUGAUAGUGGUGUUUGUUCAAAGUGCAAGCUAGUUAACUGCCUGGUAGAGAAGGUGGACAAGUUAGAGCUGCGUAUCCGGGGUUUAAUAAGGGAUAGACAGCAAGGGUCACUGUUAGCAGCCCCGGGUACACCAGGGAGAGCUAGUACCCCCUCGACUCCGGCCUUAGAGCCCCCACAGCAGGGCGAAUGGGUAACGUCUCGGCGGCAUAGUCGAAAGGCUAAGGCUAAUGCUACUGCAAAGGCCACAGCCAGCCCACCUGUACACCAUGCUCCCCCAGUUCACGUGUCAAACAGGUUUGCCCCGCUCAGUGAAGCACCCGCUGAGGAGCCUGUUAAAGGUACUCUGGUGAUAGGAGAUUCUAUCGUCCGGCACGUGAAAUUAGCUACUCCUUUAGGGGCACCAGCGGCUAGAGUUAUCUGCUUACCGGGAGCCAGAGCACCGGACAUUAGUGGCAACCUUAGGCUGUUAGCAAAUAGGAGAUAUUCGAGGGUAGUUAUUCAUGUAGGGGCCAAUGAUAUUCGUCUGCGGCAGUCUGAAGUAACUAAGGCUAAUAUUAAAGAGGUGGUUAAACAGGCCCAGACGCUGUCCGAAGAGGUAAUCUGUUCUGGCCCCAUCCCAAUGAGGCGUGGCGAUGAAGCUUACAGCAGGCUUUCUUCGCUGAACCGCUGGAUGUCCAAGUGGUGUACGGACAAUCAUGUGGGCUUUAUAGACAACUGGCUAAUGUUUGAGGGCAAGCCUGGUCUUUUAGGUAGGGAUGGUGUCCACCCCACGCGGGAUGGUGCUGCCUUACUUUCGUGCAGCAUAAGCUGCAUUUGUGGCUGGAAAAAGGUUACAACCUCCAAAGGUUUGAAAAUCCACCAGUGUCGGCAGAAGUGCCUGAAGGAACCUAGCGAGGGGCCUCGCAUUGACCAAUACUUCCUUAGGAGUGGGGAAAAUAAGUCGAGUGAAACCCAGUGGCAGGAUAAGCACCACAGUCCACAGGGUACCAAAACCCCAACCGAAGCACCCUCAUGCACUAAGAUGCCAUCUGUUCCGAGCCCAAAACCCUUCCAGCCACAACCAGCAGUGGAGCGAAAGAUGGAGGGAAGCAAGCCUCAAAUCCAGUGGCCGAAGUCCUGCCAGAAAAAGGAAUGGGAAACGAUUGACAGUGACCUUGUUUGCCUUCUCAGUAGCCUUAAAGGGGAUGUGGAGAGACGACUUGAGAGGAUGGGGGAGUUGAUCUACAGCUAUGGAAGAUAA
Molecule: messenger RNA, 1613 nt
Organism: Pygocentrus nattereri (red-bellied piranha)
Lineage: Eukaryota; Metazoa; Chordata; Actinopteri; Characiformes; Serrasalmidae
Exons: 2
Coding region: 297-1613 (438 amino acids)
Source: RefSeq, a predicted model, not a curated record